Molecule: messenger RNA, 2182 nt
Organism: Drosophila erecta
Lineage: Eukaryota; Metazoa; Arthropoda; Insecta; Diptera; Drosophilidae
Product: leucine-rich repeat-containing protein 56
Exons: 5
Coding region: 835-2040 (401 amino acids)
Molecular function (GO): protein binding
Source: RefSeq, a predicted model, not a curated record
GGAAAGACAUUGGGAGCGAGCACGUUUCAAUGUAGUAGUAGCGUAGUAACCGUGCGAGAGAAAGCGCUGGAGCUUUAAGGACAAUGACGUCAACAGUGCGUGUCUGUGCACCCACACAUUGCAGGCAUCUAUAAAAAUGUGCGAGCGGAUGAUGGGAUUUUAUUGGCGCACCUGAACUCACACUUAAAAUGCUGCUGUGCUUCACUGGGAAAAACUUCAGCGAUUAUCGGGAUGUCAGCUCACUGCGCAGCUUUCGCCUCUGAUGACGUCAAUGGAAAAAGCUCCCCAAAAACCAAAACAACAACACUGCCUCCCCUAGGAGCCAACACCGUCCCUCCUCCCAGUGGGAAAUUCACAAAAGCCGGCAAAAGCUUGACGGGCGUCAGGAAAAUUGGAUUAUAGUAAAGCUGAGAGAGCGGGACAGAGAGAGAUGGAGAUAGAGACAGAGAGAGAGAGCGGAACAGGCAGGAUGCCUUCUGGCGAUGGCGUUAGCUAAUGGCCCUUGAAAUGGUAAAGUCUGCGAUGCGGGCGGAUCCGGGAUAUAUAUCUAUAUAAAGAAGUGUGCAGCAUAAAUAAAAGAAUGCAGAAACUCAAUUUAUUGAAAAUCGAUAUUUUUGUCGCAUUCUUCAAAUGAAGGACCAUUAACUUGUUGACCACAAGUUAACAAUAUGAACUAGAUAACUAACGAGUAAGGGAAAUUGCUUGACAUGUUAUGGGCAGACCCAACACCACGAAAAGCGUUGCCAGUGGAUACGCUUGCGUUGUUAGGUCAAUAAAGCCAGUCAAAAUACAGCGGGUUACAGAAAGAAGAUACUGCUCUGAGUAAUAUUUAUAAUGCCGCUGCUGGAGGCACCUACGGACUACCUGGAGUCCUCUCCGGAGCACUCGCUCCAGGCGGAGCUGCCCAUCCUUCUGGCUCCGCCGGGUCCGGCCGCCUUGGCCCAGGUCCGGAUGCAUCCGCCGGAUUUGCGGCCCAAUCAGCAGAAUCCCGCCCAGCAGCAGCAGCGGAUGCAGCUCGACCGGCGCCAACUGGCCCGCCGCAACUCCUUCGACCGGGAUCUGCCCAUCGCCGAGGAGGAACAGCACCUUCCGGCCUUCGUCCAUCUGCUGCCCGUGGUGCUGCCGCAACAGGGCCCGGAACCGACACUGGACGAGCUACUGCGGCGAGUGACGCAACGCACGGACCUGGAGGCGGUGGAGUCAGUGCGUCUACGCGUGAUCUCUUACACAGUCAGCCUGUCCCGCCUGUCGCUCUUCCUGCCGCGCCUCCAGGCCCUCGACCUGAGUGGCAGUGUGCUGAGCUCCCUGCGCGACCUGGGCUACGGACUGCUCCAGCUCACCCAGCUGGACAUCAGCAACUGCGGCCUGAACAGCUUCGACGGCACCAGUGGACUGCCUGCCAUCCGGGUGCUCAUCGCCGACGGAAACAUGAUCCAACGGGUGGAUCCUCUGGCCGAACUCAUCCAUCUCCGUGUUCUGAAGGCACGGAACAACCGAAUCAGUGAGCUGGGCCUGCUCUCCUUCCUCGGCAUGUGCCCGAAUCUGCAGGAGGUGGAGUUGCAGGGCAAUCCCGUGUGCCGUUUGCCGCUGUACCGCUCGCUCCUGGCGCGCAGUGUGCCCACGCUGCAACUGUUGGAUGGACGGGUGUUCAACGCUGAGCCAGCUCCAGUGGCGACGGCAGAGGCUGCAUCCCCGGCCUCAAGUGAUAUGGAGUCUGGCUCGGAGACGACUGUCCAACGGCCGAACACGGCGCCUGCUCCGGAACCCGUGCAUAUCUCCCUGAAUGCAGCCAUCCGGCGUCAGGUGUCGGCUAGCUCCGCGUCCACUCCAGUGGCCGGAUCGGUUUUGGGCCUGGUGCGCCAGCGGCGGAGGCGCAGUGGUCACGCCUGGGUCAGUUCCUCCUCCUCCUCCAGCGGAUCGUCCUCCGCCUCCUCGGCCCGAUCCACCCGGGCGCCAUCCAUGAGCUCCUGCUCCUCCAACAGCAGCCUCGACGUGCAAUCAUCUACCUAUGCCUUCAGCCCACAUUCCACGCUGGACUAGACCACACUGCAAAAAAAGAUAACGAUACAAACGAUCUGCAUUGGGAUUUAAAAUCCUGACUGUUAAAACUGGUUAUACAAGAAUAAAAAAAGACCUUUAACAAGUUUAAAUGCUUGUAAAAUAAAUACGCACCAUUACUUCA